Molecule: messenger RNA, 4101 nt
Organism: Miscanthus lutarioriparius
Lineage: Eukaryota; Viridiplantae; Streptophyta; Magnoliopsida; Poales; Poaceae
Source: the annotation of a GenBank genome assembly
AUGAGCUCGGGGGCCGUCGCGGCCUCGGAUCCUAGGGGUGGCGAGACGAAGCUGGCGGCGGGCGCUGACGUCACGAUGUCGGAAGCUGAGGGCGAGGUGCCUGCUUUCUCCGCCGAUGUGAAAGUGGAGGGGAAGGCUCCGUUGGCGAUGGAUGUGGCUCAUGAAGGGGGAGAUGUGGCGGUGACCGACCCGCUCUACGCGACCGAGUCGGCUGGUAUGGUUGGUGCCGAAGGGCCCGGAGAUGAGCACGUGGAAGGCGUGGAGGCGGCGAAUGGAGAGGACGGUGGCGAGGAGGGGACGUUAGAAGCAGGAGCUGGUGGUCUGCUGCCUGAGACGGAGAGGAAGCCUGUUCUGGUGGUAGAUGUGGCUACUGCUGCUGCUGGUUCUGCCACUCCUGAACAUGCUGAAGCCGGAUCCAACGAACUUGAAGAAAAUCAUGUAAUUGUGGAGCCUGGGAGAAAGAAUAAUGAAAGCGAUAAUGGCGUAGCACAUUCUGAUACGGAAAUACAGAACAAUGUGCCUGGUGACAUAGAGGGAAACUCCAAGGAACAUGAAGGUGAUGGAGCACCUGCAGUUGACCAGCCGGAUAAUGCAUCUGAAAUGCUCCCGCAAACAAUAGAGCAGCUUCCUGACAGCGGAAAUGGCCCGGACAGCAACUUAGAGGCUGCUAGUCUGGGGAAUGUUCAUCAGGGUGCUAGAUACUGCUUGCCUCCUCUUGACAAAGGCGGGUUUCAAGUUACUGAUCUUGUCUGGGGUAAAGUGAAAAGUCAUCCUUGGUGGCCUGGUGAAAUUUUUUAUCCAUCGGAUGCAUCUGAAUUGGCGCUGAAGCAUCAGAAAAAGGGCAGCCACUUGGUAGCUUAUUUUGGUGACAAUACUUUUGCAUGGUGUGAUGAAUCCCAGUUGAAGCCUUUUGUAACAAAUUAUUCACAAAUGGAGAAACAGAGCACUUCAGAUGCCUUUGUUGGGUCAGUUAAUAAUGCACUUGAAGAACUCUCAAGGCGGAUACUGUCAGGUAUGAGCUGCUCUUGUUUGCCAGAAGAGCUUGCUGAUAAUGGCAUGUCCUACAUGGUUGAUAAUGCUGGGCUCAAGGAUGGAGUUACUUGCUCUGCAGUUAAUCGGCCCGAGAUCUUAAACUGUUUCAGUCCACAAAACCUUCUUCAUUAUAUUAAGGAGUUAGCUCUAUUUCCUGGCCAAGGAGGUGAUCUGUUGGAGUUAGUGAUAGCGUGUUCUCAACUUACUUCUUUCUAUCGAUCUAAGGGAUGUCCUGAACUUGCAUCAUUUCAAACUGGCGAUGCGUGGGUUGAGGAUGGUGAUGGUCUGGAUGGUACAGACACUUUAUCCACCCAGAAUGUAAUGGUCGAGGAGCCUGUGAUUAAUGAAGUGCGUCCUACUCAAGAGAAGCCCAAAAGGGGCAGGGGGAGACCUCGGAAACAAAAACCUGGUGAUGGCCAGGUGGUGAUGGAGAAAAGAAGCACAUCUAAUCAGGUCAAUGAUACUAGCUACAAUGAGAAACAAGUGGGUGUGGACUUUGAUGACUAUGACAGCUUACAGAACAAGAAGAAAAGAAACUUCGACUCAUUUGAAGAUUCAGAGAAGUCAUCGGCUCCAACUGGUGGUAGUUCUUUCAAGAUCGGUGAGUGUAUUCGGCGAGCGGCAAGCCAGCUGACAGGAUCUUCAUCCAUUAUGAAGGCUCAGAAUGAACCAACAGCCUAUAAGAAUGCUGCUGAAGGAGAGAAUGGGGAAUUUGAUAUCUCUAGUGAUGAUGCUGGUGAUGAACUUACUGUGGAGAAACGAGCGAAAAGGAGACGUCUGCACAGAAAUCACACUGCAGAUCCCAAGGAAUUACUAUCACAGCUAUGCAUGGUUGCAACAGAGCCAAUGAAUGGAUAUAGUUUCUCACCAAUGAUAAUCAGUUACUUCAAUGAUUACAGAAACUAUAUUGUUUCUACAACUACUGAAGCUAACAUUGUUGACAAAGGUACAUCUAAGAGAGGGAGGAAGAGAAAAGAAGUUUUACCUUCUCCUGAGGUAGAGACAACGGACCAUAUGCAGGACUCGUACUGGUCCGGAUUGAGCUUGCAUAAUCAUCCAAUUAAUGACCUCAGAAAAGAGAGUCCCAAUACAAGGCCAAGACGUAGGCGAAGAUCCUCAAGACAUGCAUAUGUACCUUUGUCGGAACUUGGGGAUCCGGUUCCUAAAAAACAGAUACAAGUGAUGGAAAGAUCUAUCAUCCAUGUUGAUGAGAAGAUGGUUGAUGAGUUGAAGCCCACUGCACUUGUUUUGAGCUUUGGCAGAUCAGCUGCUAUUCCUUCAGAACUGGAUCUUGUUAAGAUGUUCAGUCGCUAUGGGCCACUGAAAGAAAGGGAGACAGAAGUACACAAGGAAACAAAAACUGUUAAAGUUGUCUUUAAAAAGCGUGCCGAUGCUGAAAGGGCUUUUAGUGUAGCUGGCAAGUAUGGCACUUUUGGACCUUCGCUUCGAAGUUACCGUCUUGUCAAUAUGCCAUUUUCUCUAGAGACACUGUCAGCAAAUAAUCCUGUGAAAAAACCUGAAGAUCGUGACAUGGAGAUUCCAGGUUCGACUAAGUCCGAAGUUCCUAAGGAUUCCAUGGAAGUUGACCUGAUGCAGAAAACAGAUAAAGUAGAAGUUGCAGGAGAGCUGUCGUCUGAAGAAGUUGAGACUGUGAGGCAAACUUCUCAAGUGGAAGCUGCAGACAGUGCAUUUGUCAGUCAAGUUGACAGGCUUGAGAAAGCUGGAAAGAUUGACGCCGAGCUAAUUGGCCAUGUUAAUCAAAUUGGGAAAGGUACACAAGCUGCAUCUGUACCUGAAGUGUCGUCUCAGCAAGUUGGCGAUGUUGAGCAAGCUUACAUUCAAAAGGAAGUUUCAAUCAGUGAUCUACCCACAGAGACAGAAACCUUACAUUCUGAUGCUAUAAUAAAAGAGUUGCCUCAGAAUGCUCCAGAUAAUAUGCAAACAGAUGUUGUAGUCGAAGCUCCAAAGCAGAGUCACAUUUCAGGAGAUAAUGCCGUAUUUGAAGCAGACACUGAAGCACCAAGUACUGCACAAGAUCAUACUGUGGAUGAUACUGGGAAUGAAGUUCUAGAAGAGCAUAUGGUAUCUCCUGAGUUAUUACAAAGUCAAACCUCUGGUGAGAAACUAGCGGGACAGACAGUAACUGAACAAAAAGUGGGACCUGAAGAUCCAAAGUCACAAUCUGAAAAUUUUGCUGCUGAACCUUUCGUACAAGGUGCAGUUGAGCAAGUAGAAGUUGAAGUGGAAUCCAAAACUACUGUUGAAGUAUCAGGUGAACAGGGCUAUAGUAUUGAGCAGACUGUUCAAGUAGAAGCUGUAAUUGAAGCAUCAGGUGGACAACUUGAGGUGGGAAGACAAAUUUCUGAAGAUGAAUCUAUGGCUGAUGCAACUACUGAGCGCUCUACGGUCGUGGUUGAAACUGUGGAGGCAGAAGUAGUACCAGUCCAGGAGAAUGUAGAGAAUGCCGCUGCUGCCGCUGCUGCUGUUGGAGUAGUUGAGGAGACUGCUGAAGGUGAAACUAAGGAGGAAGCGCCAGACGAGAAGGGGAAAAUAGAACAUAAAGAAUAUGCUGACAAAUUAGCUAAGGAGACCAGGGCAGGUGAAGUUACAGUUGAGGCACCAGAUGAGAAAACAGAAAAUAAAGCAGAUGCUGACACACUAGCUGGGGAGACCAAAGAAGUUGAAAUUACAGUAGGGGCACCAGAUGAGAAAAUAGCAAAUAAAGAUAUUGGGGAGACAACCGAAGGUCAAACUACAGCUGGAGCACCAGUUGAAGAAGCUAUAACAGCUGAGGAAAUGGUAGAGGAUGUUAAGGUGCUAGAUGAUAAAUCUACAGCAGCUGAGAAACCUGUAGAGAAUGCCACAGUUGUGACACAUGAGAAUUCAACUACAGUUGAGAAGACUCUGCAGGAUGCCAUUACGCCAGCAGAUACAAAUACCUCCAACGCUGAAAAAACUGCUGUGGUUGCCACAGCUAAAGCACUAGAUGAGGAUGCUCCAGCGGUGGAGAAGACUAUAGAGGAUACCUCGGUUGAGGCACCAGAUGUACAAGCAGGUGCAAGUGAGUAA